Pelagomonas calceolata is the source of this 1622-nucleotide messenger RNA. The record is from the annotation of a GenBank genome assembly. Lineage: Eukaryota; Pelagophyceae; Pelagomonadales; Pelagomonadaceae.
CGGGGGCAGCCGAGACAACGCCUGUAAAAGCGCGCACGAAAGCGCACCGCUGCCCGAGCGCAGGAUCGCGUACGAGCGCCCAGAACAGUGAGCCAACCAUCCGUCGGCGCCCGCGAGCAGCCGACCGCGAGGCUGCCCCAGGCAAGCACCAAGCAAGCAAGCAACACUGGUAGCUAGCUCACCAUGCCGCCCAAAAAGAAGGGCGGCUCGGCCAUCGACCCCGACGACCCGUCCAUGAACCCGGAAGCUGUUGUUGAUAAUUACAAGAAGUACUGCAAGCUCGCCGCAUUAACGCCGCAUCCCAAAGUAUUGGCACAACUAGGCGGAGAUGAGGAGCAAUUAGAAAUCAUGAUGAAAAAUGAACAACUUGUAAUAGAUGGCGAACCGGUCCUGGGCCCCCACGGGACGAGGGCGCUCUGCACGGCGUUGAUGGGCAACGCGCCGGGCAUGUCCGGGGCCGUGUUCAAGAUGGCCAAGAACUUUAGAUUUUGGCGCAUGGACUGCGGCGACGACGGGGCCGCUUGCUUAGCUGAAAUACUCAGGCUGGGCGGCGCGGAGCUGCCCAUGGCCUACCUUGAAAUGCUGGAUUGUGGUGUGGGGUACCGAGGAGCGCAUGCGUUGGGCCAGUCCUUGAUGUGCGGCCAGAACCGGUCGCUGCUUACGUUAAAACUGGACUACAACUCGUCGCUGGGUAGUGAUGGUUGUAAGGCGCUCUGUCAAGGGUUGCGGACGAACGCGUCCUUAAAACAACUGCACCUUUGUUAUUGUGGUUUGGACGAGGACGCGGGGGCGCCGCUGGGCGAGGUGCUAUCUUACGCCAAGACGACGCUGCAGAAGCUCCACUUGCAGGGCAACAAGAUGCGGGGCGGCGGGCUGUCGGGAACGGUGUGGAAAUCAACCGGUGCGUCGGGUGCACUAAGUCAUUUCUCGGCGAUACGCGGCCGUCCUGGCUCGAUCGAGCGGUGAGUGCGGAACCGGCAUCGCCACGCCAUCGAGCAGAUAUCAUGAAGAUGGCGUGGAGGUCGACGCGACGAUCCCGCGCCGUGAAAAUUUGAUUUCCACGCAGGUCGGGCAUCCUCUCGGGAAUGGACAAUAAUAACAAACUCGAAUAUCUGUCGCUCGCGGACAACGCCAUCGCCGCCACCGACGAGGACCUCGAAGCUUUGGAGCAGCUCGCGGGCGUGAUGCAGCGCGAGACGAGUUUACUAUCACAAGUCGACCUGCUCCACAACCGCAUCGGCGAGAAGGGCGCGAACACCAUGCUCGCGGCCUUUAAUGGAGGGGAAUUGGAAGGUUCAAAAGGCCCGCCGGGCAAGAUACAAAUGCUGCAGGUGGACCACUCGCUGCCCGACCAAUUGUUCAACACGUUGGGGAGGUUGGACGCGGGCAAGGGGGGCAAGGGCAAGAAGGGGAAGAAGAAGAAGUAGGGGUCGCGUAAGACCGUCCUGUUCGUAUUUAGUCUCACUACAACUACUACGGCGGCGGGCGCGCGCCGCGCGCGGGCGCGCGUAAGAAUGUUGCGACUACUCUCGCCCCCAUUCACGACGCGUCGCGUCGAUGGCGUAUGCGCUGUGUGGCACGCCAAUGUGACGCCAUCGCCGCGGGAGUUCACGCACAUCUAG